GAAAUAUCAAACGUACUUGUUGUUACGUAUAUCUUUGAACGGUCGAUACUUCAUGAAGACUUGCUUGAAUAAAACUCAUUACAAAAAAAAUUUCUUCAGCCAGUAUUACGAGAUGAUGAAAAUAAGAAUGAAAUCUAAUUUUCAUCAUUACAACCACCAAUGGUGAAUAACUUGCUAUAAUUGUUAAGAAUCCGAUACAAAAAGAGAAACAUAGAAUAAUUUUCUAUAGAAUGACGUACAAGGAUAUUCGAAUAUGCCGCAGUAACAGCGAAUGGAAGUUCAUUUCCCGCCGUUGGGAAGAAUGGAAAAUCAAUAAUAGUUACCGGCUUUACCGACUUUGCAAUGACGAAGACCCUAAACGAUGCCUCUUCUCUUUCGUACUUAAGCGUCUUUCUCUUUCACACUUAUAGAAAGUUCACGAUCGCGGUUUUCCAUGUUUGUUGAACUACAGCGCCGCAUGUCCGCCAUUGGUCAACCGUGGCUGCUGUCGCCACCACCGCCGCCGCCAUUAUAGAUUCCGUUGUGUGUGACUGAGUCUCGUUCCACGGAGCUUUCCAGGGAAAAUUCUGUUUCUACUUGACGUUCAGGGUGAAAUUAAUAGGGAACGAACACGCAGAAGAUUUCGGGAAACGUCAAAAUGAAAACAUACAGUAGGAAAAAGGGUGACAGCCCGAGCAACGUAAUCAUUCAUGUAAACGAGUUGUGCCGACUGUGCUUGGCAAAGGAGGAGGAGAUGGUGCCGAUUUACGACGAUGAAACAAUCCCUUUAUCUCUACGAAUAAUGGCUUGCGUUAAUCUGGAGGUAUAUGAGGAAGACGGCCUUCCAAAUAUGAUUUGCCAUCCGUGCAAAUAUCAGUUGGAAAAAUCCUACCAAUUUAAGAAAAAAUGCGAAGCUGCUGAUGCUAAACUUCGUAAGCAUAUGAAAUUAAUACAACAAUUGACCGGUCAAAGUGAAGAAGGAGAAAAUCAAGACAGUAACAGAGAGGAAUUAAAAGAUUCUUCUAGUGGAAAAUCGAAACAAGUUAAACAGCUAUUAGCUGAUUUGGUAUCCACUAAAGGUGAUAGUGGACAAGCAGAUGGAGAUCCAAUUGAAGUAACAGAAGAGGAACUUGUUGGUGGUUAUAUUUUAGGAAUGAAUUCGGAAAAUUUAGAAAUGGAAGAAACAAUGUCAGAAGAUCCAGAAAAUAUCACAUUAGUACCUGCAGAGGAACGUGCUGCUAAAGCACGUUGCACAAUACGUACAACACGUAUUAAACAGGAACAAGAAUCUGAAGAUGAGGCAGAAGAAGUACAAAGAGCAAUUGCAAAUGCCGACCACAAAAAUGUUUAUAUGAUGGAGGUUACAAGUAAUAGUUCAGGACAAGGAGAAUCUUUAAAAUUACAACCACUUGGCGAUACUAUGGUUGAAACCAGUGAAGAGUUAAAAGUGUUUCAAUGUGAUAAAUGUCCAAAAGCAUUUACCCGAAGAAUAAUGUUGAAAAGCCAUCAAUCUGUUCACUCUACACAGAGAGGUUUUACAUGCCAGGCUUGCGAAAAAUGGUUCCCUACUAGGUCAGCUUUAGUGAGACACGAACGUACUCAUACAGGUGAAAAACCCUUUGGUUGUAAUAUUUGUCAUCGCGCUUUUGCACAGAAAGAAAUUUUACUUCGUCAUCUUAUGACUCACUCUGGUCAAAAACCAUUCCAAUGUCAACAUUGUGAUAAGAGCUUUACUCAACGAGAAGCAUUGAAAGUACACAUGAGGAGGCAUCAAAAAUUGGAUCCGAAUGAUAUUCAGUUACAUCAUUGUCAACUUUGUCCUAAAGCUUUUUGUCAUGCAUCUGGACUUAGUAGACAUUUAGUUACACAUACAGGCAGGACAUAUAAGUGCGUAGAAUGUGAAAAGUCUUUCACUGAUAAAAGCUCGCUAUUGAGGCACAGUCGUAUUCAUGCACCUAAAAAAAUAGUGACAAAUUGAAUUUAUUUUAAUAAUUGAGUAUCAUUUUCUUUACAAUAUCAGUCAACAUUAAAUUAAAAUUAUACAGAACAUUCUGCAGAAUUUUUUAAAUCAUAUAUAACAAUAGUUUUGUAUCUUAGUAUAAUUUAUAAAAUAUGUCAUAACUAAUGACAACUAUGCACUAAUCCGUACAAUUCUUAACGUGUAUCUAUUUAUGUUAAAUGUAUUUGGUUUAGUCUAUGCAAUAUUUCGUUAACAAUAUUAUUUUCACAUUAUUUUUAGAUAAUGCAUAAAAUUGCAUUAAAAAAUUUGUAA
This is a messenger RNA of Heterotrigona itama, 2251 nucleotides long. The record is from the annotation of a GenBank genome assembly. Lineage: Eukaryota; Metazoa; Arthropoda; Insecta; Hymenoptera; Apidae.